UAACAAGUUCCGUCGUGACUCUCGCCGCGUCUCGAAUCCCGAUAUAUGCUCCAGUGCCAUAACCUCGGCCCCUCACUCCUGAGUUCAGACCACCACAUUCCGAGACGAAAAGUGCAUUCUCGUAUCUUUCCCUCGUAACCAAACACCGGCACACGACUGCCCGGCAACGCUUUCUUCUCUGCACCAUGUCUGCUGGCUUUCGCAUCUCGCCCGCGCUCUGGGAUCGGAUCCACCACUUUGCUUCGUUUCCUCAGACUGGGGUCUCACUUCAGCAAAUGGUGCUCUUUGGGCAGAAUCCGAGUCAGGGCACGCUGCUCAAGGCCAGCCAAUUCUUGUCUGAGGAGCUCCCUGUCCGCUUGGCCCACCGUGUCAAGGAGCUGGACGAGCUCCCCCACAACUUGAGUGAGAUGCCCUCUAUCAACCGUGUCAAGAACUGGUACGCACAAUCGUUUGAGGAACUCAUCAACUUUCCUCCCAUUGCAAGCCUACCGCCGGAGAUCCGGCAAGCGCUCAUGGCACCACCGCGGACAGAGAAUGCGCCGUUUCCGGAGUCGACAGAAAAUCCAGCGGUUAUCAACGGGCGGUAUUCCAUGGGGAGCAUCACCGGCCUCGGGGGGAACGGCGGCCACGGUACAUCGGGCACCAACGGCAAUGGAUUCAACAAAUUGAGGAUGCGUGUACCAAUGGAGAGAAGGUACUAUGCUAAUCCGAAGGGUGUGAAUUGGCCACCGGAAGUGUCGGACUAUAACACGCGCUUUACAAAGGCGCUGCAAACGAUCAAGAGCCGCCACGAUCCAACUGUGACGACAGUAGCGCAAGGUGUACUGGAGUGGAAGAAGAGCAUGCGAACGAAGCACAUCGGACUGGACAUCCAGGCUUGGCUGGACCGCUUUUACAUGUCCAGAAUCGGUAUCCGAUUCCUAAUCGGGCAGCACAUUGCGCUCAAUACGCAAGAAUCACACCCAGACUAUGUUGGAAUCAUCUGCACAGAAGCUAACGUACAUGACAUCGUCCAAGAAUCAAUCGAGAACGCCCGUUUUGUUUGUGAAGAGCACUAUGCAAUGUUCCGUUCCCCGCCGGUCCAGCUCAUAUGUCCUCCAAAUCUGAUAUUUCCCUACGUUCCCGGCCAUCUCUCGCACAUCAUCUUCGAGCUUCUCAAAAACUCACUUCGUGCUGUUGUCGAACGCUUCGGAGUCGAUGCCGAAGAGAAAGACCGCGAUUUCCACUUUCCUCCGAUCAAGAUCAUCGUCGUGGAAGGUAAAGAAGAUAUCACGAUCAAGAUCUCGGACGAAGGCGGCGGCAUCCCCCGCAGUGCCAUUCCGCUCAUCUGGACGUACAUGUACACCACCAUGGAAGGCCAAGCCAUCGAUCAGGACUUCCAUGCGAGUGACUUCAGGGCGCCGAUGGCCGGCUUCGGGUACGGUCUGCCGCUUUCCAGGCUGUAUGCGCGUUAUUUUGGGGGCGAUUUGAGGUUGAUCGCGAUGGACGGCUUCGGAACUGACGUUUACAUUCAUCUCAACCGUUUAUCGAGCAGCAGAGAGCCUCUGCUAUAGUUUAGAAAUGUGUACAUUAUCUUGCCCUAUAUUGCAACCUUAACACAAAUGAUCAAUCGCGUAGCAUCCGU
This is a messenger RNA of Mycena citricolor, 1624 nucleotides long. Lineage: Eukaryota; Fungi; Basidiomycota; Agaricomycetes; Agaricales; Mycenaceae. The record is from the annotation of a GenBank genome assembly.